Molecule: messenger RNA, 4991 nt
Organism: Doryrhamphus excisus (bluestripe pipefish)
Lineage: Eukaryota; Metazoa; Chordata; Actinopteri; Syngnathiformes; Syngnathidae
Gene: gab2
Product: GRB2-associated binding protein 2
Biological process (GO): signal transduction
Cellular component (GO): cytoplasm
Molecular function (GO): transmembrane receptor protein tyrosine kinase adaptor activity
Source: RefSeq, a predicted model, not a curated record
CGCGCCGACCGGGAGCGUCCUGCUACUGUAAGCCGCCUGUUGGGCCACCAGAAGACGGACUUUGUCGGCAAGAUGAGCGGCGGAGAAGUCAUCCAGCAAGGCUGGCUGAGGAAGUCCCCGCCGGAGAGGAAGCUGCGGAGAUAUGCGUGGAAGAAGCGCUGGUUCAUCCUGCGCAGCGGUCGCAUGAGCGGCGACCCAGAUGUACUGGAGUACUACAAGAACGACCACGCAAAGAAGCCCAUCCGGGUCAUUGACCUGCACUGCUGCGAGCAGGUGGACGCCGGCCUGACCUUCAAGAGGAAGGAGUUCCAGGACAGCUUCGUCUUCGACAUCAAGACCUCGGACCGGACCUUCUACCUGGUGGCGGAGACGGAGGAGGACAUGAACAAGUGGGUGCGCUCCAUCUGUCAGCUGUGCGGAUUCAACCAAUCCGACGACAACCACCACGAUGGCCGACUCCAACAUUUGCCACGUUCUGUGGGAACAGAAGUGGGCGGCUCCGUGGCCCCGCUGAGCGGCGGCGAGCGUCAUCGCAAGUCAUCGGCCCCCGUCCACUCCAGCCAGCCCGUCCUGUUCACCUUUGAUGUGCCGGUUCGCCACUCGCAUCACAGCGCCCUGUGCAACAGCGCCCCCCAGGACUACCUUCUCCUCCACCAGUGCAUGAGCAGGAAGACGGAGAGCGCACGGAGUGCCAGCUUCUCUCAGGCCACAAGAAGCAACGUCCUUUUGGGGAACGACUCAGCGGUCCAGAAGCUGUCCCACGGUUUCUCCCACUGUCUGAACGGGAUGGGGGCCCAGCUGCACGGCUUCUACAGCCUUCCCAAACCCGGCAAGCACCACCUCCCAGCCCCCGACGACUCCCCCGAGGAGGCCUGCUAUGUUCUCCCGCGGGGCUAUGGCACCGAGGCCCUAGGCGGCCCGGCUGAGCUGGACCUGGACAGUGAGGAGUUAUACACCUUCCAGACGCCCUGCAACACCUUGGCCCCCCACCCUAGCGAGCGGCCUACCGACAACUACGACCUCCCCACGCCACCCGGAUCCCUCUACCAAAUCCCAAGGACGUUUGAUAAGAAUCACAACGCGCUGACGCCAUCCAGCUCGGAGUCGUCAUGCGCCCCCCCGCCCAGACCACCAAAGCCCGGCUCGGAUGGCCAGUGGGGGAGUCCUCACUCGCUGGGGAGUCAAAACGGAGAGACGUCGGCAGCGGUGACAGUCAUCCCGCGAAGGAAUACUCUGCCGGCUGUGGAGAACAUCAGGCUGCACAGAGGCUCCUCCUUCCAGACCAGCAGCCACCAGCGUCCUUUACAUUUCAGCAGCUCAGGCCAGUCUGUGGAGUCCGUCAACGACGGCUUCAGCUCCUACCUGAGGACCAGAACCCCGCUGACCCGCUCGGACAGCGGCAACUCGGAUGACAACUACGUGCCCAUGAAUCCCGGCUCGUCGCCGCUGAGCGCCGCCCAGGGGGACAGUCCCAGGAACGUCUACAUCCCCAUGAGCCCCGGUCCCCACCACUUUGACUUCCCAGGGUUUUCGGCAACGCUGCCGGCCCGCAAGGGGAGUGGCGCCUCCUCGUGUCAGAGACCGGGACGCCUCAGCGACGUCACUCCGCCGCCCAUCAACCGCAACCUGAAGCCCAACAGGAAGUCCAAGCCAACACCUCUCGAUCUGAAGAACAACGGCUUCAUUGACGAGCUGCCAUUUAAGAGCCCAGUCACCAUGUCUUGGACCCGGCCCAUGCCGGCUGUGAAUUCCAUGUCCUCACAGCGUUGUCGACCCAUCUCCACCCAAAGCAUCACCAGCACCGACUCGGCAGACAGCGAGGAGAAUUACGUGGCGAUGCAGAAUCCUGCCUCUACCUCGCCGGCCGUAAGCGGCACCGGCAGCCCGGCUCUUCGUAAGUGCGGCAACGUGGACUACCUGGCGCUGGACUUCCAGCCCGGCUCGCCCUGCGCACACCGAAAGCCUUCCACGUCGUCGGUGACAUCGGACGAGAAGGUGGACUACGUGCUAGUGGACAAGGAGAAGACUCAGGCGCUGCAGAACACCAUGCAGGAGUGGACCGAUGUGCGUCAGUCUACCGAGCCCGCCAAGGGGGUCAAGUCUUGACCCUGCGCACACGCAGAAGAAAGCGAGAACGAAGACCAAGCCAUAACGUAUCCAUGCCCCCUUCCGACAGUAGACUUACAGGUGACUUUUAAGCAUCUAUGGACCAAAUAUCAGCAUCGCCCCGCCCCCAGUUCUUCUUUUCUUGCACUAUGAGCGGGUACACACUGAAGGGUGACCAACCCAGGCGCCCAUGAGCAAGCCAUAGCAGCUAUUUUUUGCAACUUAACCCAUUACCUCCUGUGACCUUGCAUCAUAAUGACACUGUUAUUCCACUCUUAUGACACUGUUAUUACACUCUUAUGACAUUGUUGUUACCGGGAUGAAAAAGGCACCCCUCCCCCAUAAAGCGCCACAUCCCUCCCUUUAUGCUGAGCUGCUGGGCAUGUGAGUGUACAGUAGAUGUGCCACUGGAGAGGUUUUACUCGGGGCUUUCCUGGAGGGCACCAAAGAUGACGAUGCAGAAGCAGCCAUGACAUUGCCUUGCAAAGCUAGCUAGCAGGCACUGACCUCACCAAGAUGGCCGAACCAAACAGGAGCAUUCUUCAUCACUUAUUUCAUUUCCACUUCAAAGAAAUAGAAAUGACAGGAAAAGUCACUUUUUUUAACAUGUUGCCCUCCUCCACAAUCCUGACGAUGAACGCACGCUUUCUGUCACAAGACAGUCUUGUAUUAAACAAAACAUGAACAUUAAUAUUACUACCAGGCACCAUAAGAAUGAAAAGUCAUACACGUCAUUUUUUCAGCAGACAGGCACGACCUCACAUGACCCAGUUAGCAAUCAUUUCAUCUGCUUCUUAUCUAGCUUUUAUCUUCUACUGUAACACGUCUUUAGGUACCUAGGAAAUAACAUAUAUUAUUAUUGUGAAGGUCGUAAGGAAGGAAGGCUAUACUUAGCGUGAAAAACAAAAAGCUCCAAUAUGUAGCGUUAGCUUUAGCUAGCACCCUGAGGCAUUGGGAGCCAGUGUGUGCCGAUGCUAGGCGCUAGCCGGCUAGCAGCGAGCUGUGGUGUGGCCAGGUGUCAAUACGCCAGUAAAGUAGUUCUUAGGCGUAACAAUGUUCAUAAGAAUAAUAAUAACAAUGUGCUUCAUAUGCAGCUGAUGUGUUGGACAUUGAGCCUUGUUGGUUUUGGAGGCGGAAUAGGUGUGUCCAAUGACGUAGCUGCCUCUUUUUCUGUUUUUCUGUUCUGUUUUGACAUCUCUAGAAGGCCCAGAAAAGAGGAAGUGUGUUAAUGUGUUAAUAUGUUAAUGUCUCACUUAAGUAUCGUGGCUGAUGGAGAUGGACUUCAUUCCAAAAAAAAGUGCACUUUUCCUUACCGUGCACUAACUGCCUCUUUGACGCCAUCUUGUGUCCAUGAGUUGAAAUUGCCUUACUCAUGUCAGACUAGAGUUGCCUUGGUCAAAUUGCAAUUUGUCCCGUUGUGUUUUUGAGAAAGAGCCAUGUGGGACGCCUGAAGUCCAGUAUUUCAUUGUGGGCUGGAACCACUGGAACCCUUUGCCGGCCAGCCGCUCCACUUCAUGUUUUUUCUACAUUUUUACUGCUUUUCUAUUUUUUGACAUCAUUUGUACUCCUAAGUGCCAGCAGGUGCCAGCAGGUGCAUUCCCAUGCAGCAGGAGGAGUUUUAUGCUGCCAGUCAGUCAGAGAGAGAGAGAAAGGAGGCCGAGCCAGCCAAGGAGGGAAGCAAAAGGACAAAAGAAGCCGUGAAGGAAAAAGCUAAAAGGCAGAUGUGAAGCAAUGAUGUGACUUUGUGUUGUUAGGAUUGUGUGUUGUGUUUCCUGCUGUUGCUACUACUGAAGUUGUGUCUUUAUUUAUUAAUUUAUUCACAUCAUGGCAAAUGUCCAAGGUGUCUCUCACGCACAGGUCAAAUGAUUAGGUACACCUGCACACUGUAAAAGCGCCAAAAUAUGAGGAGCAGCUGUCAUUCUAACGUCAUGCGCUGAAUGGGACAUGUCUUGGCAUCAUGGUGCUUGACUGUGUGCACUGUACCUAAUGAAGCGUCCAGUGAUGGUGGAAGGAAAUAUGAGAGAAGAUGCUCAUCAAGCCUUUGUCAUACCCGUAUCAUGUCUACUGUGGACGUAGAAUAAACCAACACGUCAACACAACGCUUCUUCAGCAGAUCAUUUCAGAUCAUCACUUGCAGGGCAAUGAAAUACCAUAUAUGUGCUCCUAAGACUAUUUGUUUACAUAUGCACAAAUAUGUAUAUAUAUGUAUAUAUAUGUAAAAUAGGCAUGCAACAUAAUUAUUGGACCAAUAAUUAUUAUGCUGAUAUGAGAGAAUCAAGAUACCAAUACAAAUAAAAACAACCCAUCAUUUGAAAAACACCCUCCAAAUGAGGUAGGUUUACCCGUAUUGUCCAGGUGAGCAAAUUAAGUGCUCCUUUUUUGGAAACACUGACUUGAAGAGGAAGGAUGUUGUACCAAAUUAGGGGAAAGAACCCAUGCAGCACAUAGAACCUGGCACGUUUGAAAAGCUCUAAAGGUUUCCCAGAGACCUCCGUGGCAGCACAGCGGCUGCUCGGAGCAUGUGCCCGAAUACAGUGCACCUUGCUGGGCCACAGCAGGUGGCUCCUCCCCCUCUAUACUCUGCUUCUCCUGGUAGUAGUCAUGUCAUGAUGUUUCAUUUGGACACAUCAACACAUCCUUUCGUCCUUCUUACCUCCAGCUGUGCACUAACAACACUGCAAUAUAAUCAACAUUUUAGGUCCACCUAAACCUGUACGAGGUCACCUGUACUUCCUUAUGUCCACCUAGACCUGUACGAGGCCCCCGUACUCCAAUACAUACACCUUUGUGUAUAAAACUAUCAAAUACAAGGCAUGUUUUUCUCAUGUAGGUGUACCGAAUGAUGUUCUUUUUGCUGUAUUCUUGGCCUCCUUCAUUGAAAUCGU